UAUCUUAGACUCGGUUCUACCUCGAAGUUUUGGUAAUAAUUUUGUUUUGUUUUGAAACUUUCCUGUAAUUACUAUACCGAUCGGUAAAUCAUUGAUAAGUGAAAGAUUAUUUAUAUGUUUAAUUCUGUAUGUAGUAUGUAUCAAUGUUAGUAAUUUGAUAAAAAGAUUCAUGGCUUCUGUUCAAGAAAGAUUAAAGUUGAAACGUGCGCCGACAGAUAUAUGGAGCAUUCGAGAACAAUUAUGCUUGGCAUCGAGCGUUCUAAAAUCAGGUGAUCAAAAUUGGAUGAGCGUUUCACGUUCUUUAAGACCAAUUGCCGAUAAAGAUAGCGCAAGGCCACAAGAUUGGUUCUCACAAAAGUCUUGCGCGCAACAAUAUGCCUAUCUCUUAGAGAAUACGGACAUACCAAAAAGAAAGAAAAGGGAGAGUGGAGAAACCACGAGUGAAUCCAUUGUCAGACGUUUAACUCAAGAUCGAAUAUCAGAACUUUCUAAGGCCUUAACUAUUCAAAGGGAAGAGCAUCAACAAUUGAAGAAUGAGCUAAAUUUAUUAAAGAAUGGGACUAUAUCAGACGAAAAGCUACAGAAGAUGUGGCUUGCGAUUGAACACGAGGAAAAAGAACAAGAACAAAAAAAUAAAGCUCACAUAGUAUGGUUAAGUAAACGUCAACAAAGCAAAGAGCUUCCAACGACUCAAACGGUAACUGUUGAAAAUAUUCAGAAAAAAGCUGAAAUUGCAACAGAGACUACAGAAACUGCAGAGUCUCCCAGUCCUACAACUCAAAUGCAAGUGUCAACUCAAGCAGCAGGUUCUCCCACUAUUGCAAGUCUUUUGGGAUCCAGUCCAAAAGUACCAGGACCAGUAAUUAUGCAAACUGUUUCGCCACAAUUACAUCAAUUGGUUUCAAAUACUAUUUCUAAUGCAUCCCAAGAGCGACCUUCAGCUACAGCGCCAACUUUGUCAAUGUUAUUAGAGCAGCCGACCGCUGGUACACAGAAAGCUUUACAGCAACAAUUACAAAAUUCGACAAAUUUAAUUACUCCUAAAAAUGUACAAACUACCGUACAAGUGCAAAAUACAAUACAAACAAGGUCAACUCGGCUGGGUCAAAGCAAUCCUCAAAUUUCACAGGUGCAACAAGUUAUUUCUACUGCAGAUUUAUCAAGUACAGAAAUACCUCAAAUCAUCUCGAACCCUAUAGAUGAAGUUAUGCCAAAAGUUUUGCAAAUGGAUAAAGAUGAAAUAAAUGAAAUAAUUGGAGAUAUAGAAGAGCUAAUUAAAGAAGAAAUAACAGGUAGUCCGCAAUCAUUAGAAACAUCUUCAAGAACAGUUGAUAUAAUUGAUAAUUUAAAUGUACAAGCUUCGACGGAACUUUCAACAGAACGUUCGGAACUAAGAAAUGUAGAUGAACCGGUGUCUUUAUCGAAUUCACCGACUAGCGAAGUAUCGAUUGAAGAAAUUGAUUCAAGUACAUCAAAUAUAGCAGAAAUUAUUGGUACAGCAAUAGAGACAGUAGAAAGUAAAACAAAUAUCUCUGAUCCACCAAAAGAAAAAAAAGAAGCUCAAACCUGUGAAUUGGUGGCUGAAGAUAUUAAUAAAGAAGUGACAGAAUUUACUAUUUCUGAGGAAAUAAAAAUUGAAACAGAAAUUAUACAGGAAGCUCCGACACAAUUGCAAAAUGAAAGUGAUAAUAAUACAGAUGAAAUUAAUAUUAUGGAUCAUGAAGAAGCAAUUCCAAGCGAAGAUGAGAGUAAAACAGAUAAUAAAAAAGAUGAAGAAGAUAGUUCUGAUAAUAAAAUAAUAGACUGUGUUAAAUUUUGUGAAGAAGAACUUACGACAAAUGAACAAAACAUUGAAAAUAAAAAAUCAGUUAUUAAUGAUCAAGAAACAUCGACCGUUGAAACUGCGACUACAUCUACAGAUAAAUUAAAUGAUUCUUCAAAAUUAGAAGAAAAGAAGGAAUUGGAACCAUAUCUUGACGUUGUAAAACAUGAAAAGACAUCCAAUGAUCUGCAAAUAGAAGAAAAGAAAAAUCCUGAAGACAAUGUAUCAACUAAAAAAACUGAUGAAUUUAAAGUAUUUCCACAACCGGAAAUAGAAUCAACAGAAGGUAACUCUGAAAGUAGUAAUAAAGAUGUUAAAGAGACCGAAUCAAUAAAAGAAUCGGUCCCUUUAAAACAAGAAUCGAAUAUUGAAAAAGAAAACAAGGACUUUAAAGAAACUAUUGAAGAUUCAGAUGUAAAAGAUGUAGUAGAGAAAAAAGAAGUUAGCGAAAUAGUAAAAGAAGAAUUAGAUAUUAUAAUAGAUUGCGAAAUUAAAAAAUUGGAAGACCUGCUAAAAAUGGAAAAAGUAAAAGAAUAUGAAGUAUCUGAAAAGAUAAAAAUUGAACUGAAGAAAGAAGAGAACGAAGACAAUGAAGAGGAUUACAAACAUGAAAAAGAGGAGAUAAAGAAGGAAAUUGAAAACGAUUCGAUAAAAAAAGAAAGCAUAGAGUCUGUAGGAAGCGUUGAGGAAUUAGAUGAAGAAGAACCAACCUUAAGUAAAUUAAGCGGUGGUAGGGCUAUGAAAACAUAUUCAAAAAAGCAAAAUGCUACAGUAGAUAGCGAACCAGAGAAUGAGACUGGCGGAGAAACUGCUGAUUAUCGAGCAUGGAAGAAAUCUAUAAUGCUUGUUUAUAACAGACUUGCCACUCAUAAAUAUGCUUCUAUAUUUUUGAGACCUAUCACCGAAGAUCAAGCUCCAGGAUAUCAUUCAAUAAUAUUUAGGCCUAUGGAUUUAUGGACAAUUAAAAAAAAUAUUGAUAAUGGUACUAUUAGAUCAACCACUCAUUUUCAACGAGAUGUUAUGCUCAUGUUUCAAAAUGCAAUUAUGUUUAAUAAGUACAAUACACUUGUACAUAAAAUGACUUUAGAAAUGCAAGAAGAAUGUCUUCAACAUAUGCAGGUUUUAGUAAGAGCAGCGGGUGAGGCAUCGUUUAGAAGAGAGACAAGAACAGCAGCUAGUAUUAGCAACGAAGCAACCGAUAAUAGUUUAAAAAGAAAAUGGACUCAUAUAUCGUCUAGUCCUCACUAUGAAACAGAAAGUUCACGAAUGAAAAAACGAAGAAAAUCCGAAAAUGAUUAA
Messenger RNA from Ceratosolen solmsi marchali, 3121 nucleotides. It is a transcript of the gene Brd8, whose product is annotated as Bromodomain containing 8. NCBI's taxonomy places the organism in Eukaryota, Metazoa, Arthropoda, Insecta, Hymenoptera, Agaonidae. Gene Ontology annotation, cellular component: NuA4 histone acetyltransferase complex. The transcript has 6 exons. The coding region runs from base 170 to 3121 and encodes 983 amino acids. Gene Ontology annotation, molecular function: protein binding. The record is from RefSeq and is a predicted model, not a curated record.